This is a messenger RNA of Eremomyces bilateralis CBS 781.70, 1443 nucleotides long. RefSeq lists its product as uncharacterized. NCBI's taxonomy places the organism in Eukaryota, Fungi, Ascomycota, Dothideomycetes, Eremomycetales, Eremomycetaceae. The record is from RefSeq and is a predicted model, not a curated record. Gene Ontology annotation, cellular component: nucleus. Bases 1 to 1443 code for a protein of 480 amino acids. The transcript is spliced from 2 exons.
AUGAAGCAGAGUUCGAAGCAUGGUUCAGAUGCAGCAGGGGAUGGGGAUUCCGAUACGGGCCAUGAUGAAGCUGAUGACGAUGUCCCCUCGUUAAAGAGGAGCCGGAGUGCCGUAGCUGUGAAUCCCGAAGAGGUUUCAAGCGACGAGGAUGAUAUUCCAGUGCGCUCCUCAGCAUUGAAACGCCGUCAAGUCUUCCGUCGUCCUUCUUCCCCUGUCCAGGUUAACUCUGACUCCGACGAGGAAGAAGUGGAAGAGGAGGAUGACUCGGACGUGCCCCGAAGUGCAAGAAGGCGAGGCACCAGGCUAUCAAAACAGCCACGACCUAGUCUGCGAGAGCUAUGGGAGGAAGCGGAUUUGGCCGAGGAUCUCGAAUUUCUUGAGUCUUCGCCUCCUCCAGCGCCUCACAGUCGUGGUGCGCGGUCAUCACAGGCAACGCCGAAGAAAAGCAAGAAGUUAUCUGCCCUCGAAGAGCUUCGUCGGCGCCGACAGAGGCAAAUUGAGCCAAGUGCAAACUUGCCAGUACCUCUCGUCGACGAAGACGAAGAUGAAGGCUUGGAAGAGGAAGAGGACGCGGAAAUUGUCGACUACAAUGGAGAAGACGAUGUUGAUGAAGAGGAUUUCAUCGUCGAAGACGAUCCCGACGAUCCGCUUGGCGCGCCUGAGAUGCCCUUGCAAUUCACCAGAAUGGGCACCGCAAAGGCCAAAGACUUAUUCCAGCAUGCGGUUGCUUGGAUGGUGCAUAAGAAAUUGAACGCCCGAUUCCGCAUGGACGAUGAAAUCUAUCAGCUCACCUUCCGUAAACUCAGCGACGAAGUCAAGGGUCUGGCUGGCAGUAAGUUUAUGAGCUCGAUCUGGAGACCCGAUUUCACUCGAGCAUUGCGCUCUCGGCCAGGAAUUAUCAUGGAAAACGUGGGCAUCGAGGCUAUGGCGCAUUGUGAAGCCUGCAAUCGAAAAUCCCACCCAGCGACUUGGACCGUCCGUUUCGAGGGCAAGCCUUAUGACCCGGAGACUCUCGACGAGCUCUACCUCAAAGACAGUAGCUCAAGUUCUGAAGAUGACGAGGAAGGAUCGAAUGAACAACGGAAAAUGAAGGCUCGAGGGCCUGAUUACGAUGCACAAGGCAACGAACUCCCUCCCGAGCGGAAGUUAUUCUACGUGGGCGUCCACUGCAAAGCCAAUGCGACCACGGCGCAUACACUGACGCACUGGAAAAUCCACCUCUACGAAUGGGUGGUGGACUACUUGGCUCAGAAGGGUCAUUUAGCCGCCGAGAAGAUCGUCGACCGUGAUUCCUGGAGCGACCGAAAGAAGGAGAAGUUCGCGAACCGGGUUGCGAAAGGGAUGGUGGACGAUGGCGAGGUGAAGAGGCUGUAUCGCGAUUUCCAUCAUAAUGUGGACGAUGCGCGGGAUGCAAAGCAACAAUACGGCCGCUGGGGACACUGA